Messenger RNA from Sclerotinia sclerotiorum 1980 UF-70, 456 nucleotides. RefSeq lists its product with no specific name. The record is from RefSeq and is a predicted model, not a curated record. Lineage: Eukaryota; Fungi; Ascomycota; Leotiomycetes; Helotiales; Sclerotiniaceae. The transcript has 2 exons. Bases 1 to 456 code for a protein of 151 amino acids.
AUGGCAGAAGUCCUCGGUGGUAUUGCCAGUGGGAUCAGUAUCGUGCAGCCCGGGGGGAACCUUGCGUCUGGCAUCAUCAAACUUAAAGAUUACUGGGACCAGAUCGAGGACGCACUGGAUAAUAUAGCCUUUCUCAUGCGAGAGAUCGAAAGUCACCAGGUCAUUCUGCGUAGUAUUCUCGAAACGCAGGCAAGAGUUAGGUAUCCAAAUCAAGCUACCGGAGGAUUUUUUGAACAUAGCAUAAAACUAUGCCAAAAUGCUUGUAGAGAGUUAGAUGACCUUGUCACCAACCUGGCGAAAGAUGUCAGUUCCAACAGGAAAUGGAGACGGAAAUUAGGAUCUACCAAAGUUGUGCUGAAAGCAGACGAACUGAAGAGGUUGAAAAAGAGAAUGAAAAGCGCCUCCAGAUCCUUAUAUCUAGCUAUCUCCGGGCAGACCAACAAUCGUCGACCAUAA